AUGUCGAAGCUGUGGGAAAUCGAUCCGGAGACGAGAAGUAAACUCCAGAUUAUCCAAAAAACGAACGGGAAUGAUCGAUGUUGCGACUGCGGCGCUCCCUCUCCGCAAUGGGCAUCACCGAAAUUCGGCACAUUUAUAUGUCUCAAUUGCGCUGGCACCCACCGUGGGCUGGGAGUGCACAUCUCCUUUGUCCGGAGCAUAACCAUGGACGCCUUCAAGUUGGCUGAGAUACAACGCAUGGAGAGCGGAGGCAACGAGCCAUGGAAACAAUUCUUUGACGCCCAUUCGUCAACCCUUGCCGAAGGCAGGACGUUCGAGGACUCGACGGUUAAAGAACGGUACAGUGGCGAGGUGGGCGAGGAGUGGAAGGAGAGAUUAUCUGCUAAAGUAGAAGGAAGGGAAUAUGUUCCUGUUGAAAAGACGACCAAGAAGAGUGCUCCUAGCAGGCCAGGAGCUGGUAUAUCGCGAUCAAGCACCACGACACCGAGGGGGUUUGGAAGCGAUUCUCCUGGCUUGCGGCGCGAACCACUUUCUAGGUCGAAAUCUGUAGCGGGUGGUGGUGGUAGCUAUUUAAGCAAAAAGGAACAGAAUGAGGCUUAUUUUGGGAAGAUGGGGGAACUGAACGCCUCGAGGUCGGAGACCUUGCCACCUUCUGAAGGGGGGAAGUUUACGGGUUUCGGGGGAGGGAUGCCAGUUGAGUCGACGUCGAGAUCGGGUGAUGCAGGUGGGAUCCCUGGACUGGAUGAUUUUCAGUCUGAUCCUGUGGCGGCGCUGACGAGAUUGGGGGCGAAGACCAUGAAUGAUACAUAUAUCCAGCCUGCUGCGAAAACACUCGCGGAAUCAGACCUCGCGGCUCAUGCUCGCCUUGCUGCUACAGAAGUAACGAGGAACAUCCAGACCGGCACCCGUACAGCUGCAGACUCGUUUAAUCGUUUUGUAGAAGGGAGCGGUGACCCAGGCGGCCAUUAUCGACCUUCCGGGUCUACCUCUACUUCGUCCAGAGGAUUUGAGCCUGAAAGGAAGGAUUUCUGGGACAGUUUUGCUGCUCUUGGGGAAGAGAGAGAGAGACAGGCGGGUACUGGCAUUGCCUCAGGAUCGGGAUCAGGAGCUAUUGGGACCGGAACGAUGAAAAAGACUCAUUCCUCUGUAUCAAGCUCUGCUAAGGCAGCUCCUUCAGCGGCGCCGAAGGAUGACGGGUGGGAUGAUAAUUGGUAG
Molecule: messenger RNA, 1215 nt
Organism: Microsporum canis CBS 113480
Lineage: Eukaryota; Fungi; Ascomycota; Eurotiomycetes; Onygenales; Arthrodermataceae
Product: zinc finger protein gcs1
Exons: 5
Coding region: 1-1215 (404 amino acids)
Biological process (GO): regulation of ARF protein signal transduction; regulation of endocytosis
Cellular component (GO): Golgi membrane
Molecular function (GO): GTPase activator activity
Source: RefSeq, a predicted model, not a curated record